AUGGACAGCAUCUUCGCAGCGGCGCGAUCGAACGAUCUGCCUGCCGUUCAGCGCAUGCUGGAAGAAUUGUCUGGCAACGGCGACGACAACUCGGUCGCGUUCGACGUAAACAGGCUCGUGGAAAGUACUACCCACAACACUCUCAUGCACAUUGCGUGCUCCAACGGGAACCUGAACGCGUGCAAGUACCUGUCCAUGCAUGGCAUGUACUUGAACGAGCCCAACAAGCGCGGCCAUACGCCACUGUUUUAUGCAGCAGACUGCGGCAAUCUCUCGCUAGUCAAGUGGAUGGUCUCGAACGGCGCCGACAUUGACACGGACUACAGUCGCAAAGCCACGACAAACGACGACGAUCGGCGGUACGACCUCGCAUUCACACCGCUUCAAGUCGCGUGCGUCAAGGGCCACCACGACAUUGUCGACUUUCUCGUCGAAUGCAACGCCGAUUUAGGGGGAAGCGCGCUGUACGGUGUCACCGCGCUGCACUUUGCCUGCCACCAGAGCCAAAAGGACAUUGCCAAGGUUCUUCUGGACGCCGGCGCGGACAUGCAUGCAGCUGACGCAGCCGGGGCGUCUGCGAUGGACAUUGCGUCGGGCGACACGCUGGCGUUCUUGACCGCGUACGACGCGAACGGCGGCGGCGGCGCCAGCACUGGCGACGAAGACGACGGUCCUCGAUCUCCGUUUGACCAAGACAGACGACGACCAUCGACGACCGCGAUCGACGGACCGGACAUGGCCAGGCUUGUCCCUGACUGCAUUGGCAAGGCGUUUGGGGCAGAUGUCGCGCGAUCGCUGGCAAGCCACGAAUGGAAGGCACGGCAGCAAGCGGUGACAGAAGUCGGCCUCGUUAUGGCGCAGCACGCUGGCGCAGCACGACUGUUUGACGCGGCGUGCCACGUGGUCGUCGUCGCGAUCAAGGACUCGGUCGGUCAAGUGUGUGCCGCCGCGAUGCCGCUCGUCAAAGCCGCGUUCAACUCGGUCCUGUCCAGCAGCACGUUCCACACCCCAGGAUAUCACACAAGCCACCCGUUGAUCGGGACGAUCUUGGAUGCGCUGCUGGCACGGGCGGCGGGCUCUCACGAGCGGGACGCGAGCGAUGCGGUGACGUCGCUCCUCUUCUUGGCGUGUAAAAGCGCGCACGCCACGCAGCACAUGGUGCGGACGAUGCAGGGCCAGCUUGGCGGUCCUUCAACGUCGAGCGCCAUGACGGCGGGAGGAUGGCGUCAGCAACUCGUCAACAUUCGACUGCUGACGGCGAUUGCGAGUCAGUAUCGAUUCGCGGCCGAGAGCGGGCUCUCGUUUGCUGACGCGAUGGCCGUGAGCUCUCAAGCUCUGGACCAUUCCAGCGUGAAAGUGCGGUCGGCGGCCGUGGAUCUAGUCGUCCAAGCCAUUGUCGUCGCCAGCGAGCAAUCGGGUCUGCCAGGCACUGCCGCCGACGGUGUGGCGGAUCAAGUGGUCCAGUAUGCCGACUCGCUUGUGCACCAGUAUUUGGGCAGCCAUGUCAAGGCAAGCGUCGGGGCGAACAUCCACAAGAGUCUCCGCGCUGCGUUGGGCAAUUCGAAGCGGCUGAGCCGAGGCGCCAUCACGCCAGGCAAAGCGUCCGAGGUGCACGAGCCACUGGUCCACGCCAAGCCACGAAACCCACCUGAGGCCGACGACUGGUCGGAUGCAGACUUGCCAUACGCUGAGCCUGUGCAAGAACAAUGCAAAGCCCAGGCGGACGGAAUUUCGGCGGCGUUUGGAGACAAAGUAGCGCGGUGUUUGUUUUCAAAUGCGUGGGCACCGCGGGUCGAAGGGCUCAGCUACCUCCAGAAACUCCUCCAAGCCAAGCGGUGCGACAUGUCGGCGGCCACGAUUGCCGCGUUUGACACGGUGCUGCAAGCCGCGGUCAGCGAUCGCGUUAACGCUGUGUACGAAGCAGGGCUGUCGUUGCUCAUGGAGUUUGUGCUUGCGUACGGCGGGUCGGCCGCCAGCAACUCGGUCAAGCCACUCCAAGACUGCCUUCGACCGGUCGUCUCGCGCCUUGUCCUCAAACUGGGCGACUCCAAGCAACGGCUCCAGGUCGUCAGCGAAGACGCGCUGUUGUUCAUGGCGCGGCAGCCGUUAGUUGGACCGGCGUUUGUCUUGGACGCCAUGCCGUCCGUGCCAGCGCCAUCGUCGUCGUUGCUGGCAAACAAACUCAACGUGGUCGGCAAGUUGCUCCUCGAGUUUGGUGUGCACGAAUGCGGCGGCGGCGGCGUGCUCGGUCUCAAGCAUGCGCUCCAGCCCGCGCUCGCGGCAUGCGAGCACAAAGACGCUGCCGUGCGCCAAGCCGUUUAA
This is a messenger RNA of Aphanomyces invadans, 2322 nucleotides long. RefSeq lists its product as hypothetical. Gene Ontology annotation, molecular function: protein binding. The record is from RefSeq and is a predicted model, not a curated record. Bases 1 to 2322 code for a protein of 773 amino acids. The transcript is spliced from 9 exons. Lineage: Eukaryota; Oomycota; Saprolegniomycetes; Saprolegniales; Verrucalvaceae. Gene Ontology annotation, cellular component: cilium.